CUCAGCUCACUCAUCACAUGCAGAUACAUAUAUACUCGGAUAGAUCCCGGCCAAUUGAAUGAAUAUAAAUUUAAUUACAUGCCCUGAAAUAUAAAAUAUAAUAUAAUAAAAUAAAAAUGGUGAAUCCGAUAUCGGCGGGGGUUCUGGAGAUAUGGGACGACUGGAAGAUCAAAGGGUCGGUGCUGGGCAGUCUGGGCAUCCAGAUCAGCCUGGUCCUCCUGUCCCCCCUGCGCAAGAAAACCAGCCUCCGGGCGGUGAUAGCCAUGGUCUGGUCCUGCUACCUGCUCGCCGACGGGGCCGCCGUCUUCGGCCUCGGCCAGAUCUUCAACAUCAAGCAGGAGACCGGCUCGGAGUGCAACUCCGGGCCGCCCUCCUCCUCCUCGGCGGCCUCCAAGAACAACGAGUUCGGGGACUUGGCGGUGCUGUGGUGCACUUUCCUCCUGGUGCACCUCGGCGGGCCCGACACCAUCACCGCCUUCUCUCUUCCGGACACGCAGCUUUGGCUCCGCCAGUUCAUUCAGAUGCUCGUCCAGGCCGUCUCCACUUUCCAUCUCAUCUUGCUCACCCUCCCCUGCAACAAGGUGAUUGGGCCAACGUUGUUGAUGCUUAUAGUUGGGAUUGUGAAGUACUCCGAGAGGUGCGUCUCCCUCUACCUCGCAAGUGUUCGGGAGGUCGGUAAAUGGCAGUCCACCUCCGCCGAUUUCGAAAAACUCAUGGCUUCCGACGACCUGACGACGGUGCUGCCGCCCGUGGAAACCACCGCACCUCCGGCGACCGCCACCCCGACCCCCCACGAGGACGUGCAGAGGAUCGUGUCCGAAGCUUACGACUUCCGCGGGGCCCGCCGGGCGGGGACCUUCUUCGCGAGACCCGAGGACGGGUUGAGAAUCACCGAGGUUGUCAUGAACAUGAUCUACGAGAAAGUGUUCUCCAAGGCUCUGGUCCUGCACUGUGUCUGGGGCUACACUCUCCGGUUCCUCACGUUGUUCUUCACCGCCGCCGCCCUCUUCCUCUUCUGGUUCCAGGGACGCGACCACUACUACGAUUACUACGCCACCAAACAUGUCCACAGCGACAUCGGCGUCACGUACGUCUUGUUCUGGGGCGCCAUUGUUCUCGAGCUGUACUCCAUUCUCAUGCUCUUCUUCUCCGACUGGACUCUCGGGAAAUUCGACAAGAGCCCGAAGUCGAUGGGUAAGUGUCUCAUUCUCCCCGCUCUCCGGAGACUCGCGGGUUUCAAGAUGAUCAAGUGGGACGGCGGGGACGGGGACGGGUAUGCGUGCGGGAACGUCUUUUUCCGUAGGUGGUCGAGACGCGUGUCCAGGUACAGCCUGACGAGGGCGUACCACCUGUGCUGCGACGAUGAAGACGGAAAGUAUGGGACAAUGACACCGAAGUCGUUCUGCUCGUCGUCGGUUUACGUAAACGUUGUCAGAAAGUUGGUGGCGGGGGCGGUGGCGCUCAGGCCGUUUGCCGCCAUCGUGUACAACUUCUGUCAGUUUGAGUACGACGAGCUGAUGUACGUCUCCCACGAGCCCCUCACCUUGCACUUCUGGCAAUUCAUUUUCGGCCAUUUGCGCUGGAAAAUCUCCCAACCCAAACCGCACAACUUCACCCUCCUCUCGGGAGGGUGUUUGGCGCUGAAGCCUACCGCCAAAACCCCCCGUGCCGCAACUUCUUCUUCUUCUACUUCCUCCUCUUACAAUUCUUCUGGCGAAGAUAACGAUAAUGAUGACCCAUAUAUAAGCCUUGUGGUUGGCAUUGACGAACAGUAUACAACCCUUGUCAUGGAAGAUAUGAACUUCGGAAGGAGCCUCUUGAUCUGGAACAUGGCUACCGACAUGAUUUAUGCGGCGGAUGGUGAUGAGAAGGAGCCUUUUAAUAAUGCAAAGAGGUUUAGCAAAAUGUUGUCGGACUACAUGUUGUAUCUCUUGGUGUUGAGAAAGGUGUGGCCUCAAAUGGGGACCUUCCAAGGCCGUUUCUGGGAGUUAUGUGUGCGGCUGGAAAAGUUGGGCAAGGAACACGGCGGCGGCCGCGGCGGAGGCGGCGGAGGAGGAGAGGGUAAUAAGUUAUCAUUAGUCCGUGCUAUUGAUGACCCAAAGAAUGAUACAGAUAUAAAGGACCUGGAAGCGGCGAAGCUGUUUGACUGUGCGGCUAAACUUGCCAGGAUACUGUUGGAGGCGGCGGACCGACUGGGCGGCGGCGGCAGGGAGGAAAUGUGGAGGGUGGUGGGGAGCGUGUGGGCGGAGAAACUGCUGCUGGGGGCCAUGAAAUGCGACGUGAACACUCAUCUGGAGCUCAUGUGCAGAGGGGGCGAACUCCUCACGCUGAAGACGGGUCACAUACUGGUGAGAGCCACGGUCGCCGACGGGGUUGCCCUUUUUGCCCUUGGUCAGUGCAUCUGGUUUCGCCAACUCAUUUCCAUGUUUGUUCAAGCUGCUGCCACUUUCUAUCUUAUCUUACAAACCCUCCCCUGCAACAAGGUGAUUGCGGCAACCAUGUUGUUAGUUGUUUAUAGUGGGGAUUGGGAAAUACCAGCCUGCGUACGUGAUUCUAAUAUUGAUGAGCAGAAAAUUGUGAUGUUAGCUUACAACUUGAAAAAAGAAGCCAACCCAUUGUAUUUUGAACAUGGAACAGAUUCCUUGAGGAUAUUAGAGCAGCGCUUUGCAUUUUCCGGUUCAGAGAUCAUCAUCACUGUUGCAGCAGCAGCAGCAGCACUGAUGGAAGCGAAGGCCAAACGCUUCGACAACUGGGAGCACAUGUGGAGGGUACUUAACGCGGUGUGGGCGGAAAAAUUGUUGUUAGGAGCAAUAAAAUGCAGUGCCAAUACUCACAUUGAGCUUCUCUCUAGAGGUGGUGAACUCGUCACACUUGUUUGGCUCUUCUCAGCCCGCGCCCAAAAGUUUUUCCCAUAAGGGAGAAUAAAGAGUAUAACUCAGA
This is a messenger RNA of Cuscuta campestris, 2940 nucleotides long. The record is from the annotation of a GenBank genome assembly. Lineage: Eukaryota; Viridiplantae; Streptophyta; Magnoliopsida; Solanales; Convolvulaceae.